AUGGGUUACCAGAGUCCGUUAUCACUGAUAGAGAUAGGGUCUUCACUAGUGGAUUCUAGAGGGAACUCUUCAAGGGAAAACUUAGUUAAGGCUCAACAGAGAAUGAAGUACUAUGCUAAUCAGCAUAGGACUGAAAAGGAGUUCUCUGUAGGUGAUUGGUGCUGUGCUGUGCAAAUACUUGUUCAAUUGUGUGAGCUCGAUAAUCAUGAAGUGCGGGUGAACGUGGUUAAGCUAUUAUGUUGCCUGAUCGAAAAAUGUAAUGAAGCUACAAUUACUGAGCACGUGGGGCAGAAGACAGUUCAAACCUUGCUUAGAAUCAUUGAGGAUUCUGAGAAUGAAGAAGAAGUUGCUUCUGCAUUGGGUAUUAUAGCUAACCUUCCCAUGUCUACCCUGGUGUCUGAUUGGCUGUUGGAGGGAGAUGGUCUUCGUAUAAUGUUAAGAUUCCUUCGUAGCAAAAAGCCAAAUGGUCCCUGCAAGGAUCAAUUAAUAGAGAAUGCUGUGGGAGCCUUGUGUCAUUUCACUGUUCCAGCAAAUAGGAUGUCACAGCAGAAAGCAGCUGAAGCUGAUGUCAUUCCGCUGUUGGUACAGUUGCUGGAGUCAGGAACCAGCUUGACAAAAAGACGAGCUGCCAUUUCUCUUUCACAACUUUCUGAGAGCUCUAGUGAUCUAUGUCGGCCAAUCCCAAAGCAUCGCAUGUUCUGGUGCUUCUCAGCUUUGCCAGAGGCAGGCUGCCCUGUUCAUCGGGGAAUAUGUGCUGUAAGAACCUCAUUUUGCCUUUUGGAGGCUGGUGCGGUGGGCCAUUUGGUGAAGGUUCUUGGGGAGCCAGAUCCUGGAGCAUGUGAAGCUUCCUUGGAUGCUCUACUUACUUUGGUUGAAGGUGAUAGGCUACAAGGUGGUAGUAAGGUGCUGGAUGAAGAGAGAGCCAUACCCUCUAUGAUAAAAUUACUGGGGAGUUCUUCUCCCAGAUUGCAAGAAAAAAUUCUCACUUCUUUGGAAAAGAUUUUUCAAGUACUGGAGAUCAAACAGAAGUAUGGGCCCUCAGUUCAGAUGUCUUUAGUUGAUUUGACACAAAGGGGGAGUACCCAAAUAAGGCCUUUGGCAGCCAGGAUACUAGCUCAACUGAAUGUGCUACACGAACUGCCCUCUUAUUUCUAG
Molecule: messenger RNA, 1155 nt
Organism: Coffea eugenioides
Lineage: Eukaryota; Viridiplantae; Streptophyta; Magnoliopsida; Gentianales; Rubiaceae
Product: U-box domain-containing protein 44-like
Exons: 3
Coding region: 1-1155 (384 amino acids)
Source: RefSeq, a predicted model, not a curated record